Molecule: messenger RNA, 543 nt
Organism: Histoplasma capsulatum G186AR
Lineage: Eukaryota; Fungi; Ascomycota; Eurotiomycetes; Onygenales; Ajellomycetaceae
Exons: 2
Coding region: 1-543 (180 amino acids)
Biological process (GO): negative regulation of apoptotic process; protein stabilization
Source: RefSeq, a predicted model, not a curated record
AUGGCUGCCUCGAGCCGUCGAAAACCCCCCACGACGGGCUCCAGUCCACACAAUAACAACGACAAUAAUGACAAUGGCGAAUCAGCUUCUGAGUUUCCUACAAAUGCUGAAGACCGUGCCGCAGCUGCUGCGCUUUCUUCUCUCAAUACCGCCAACGAAACCUCUGCCUCCGAACAGGACAGGGGCGUUCCCAGCGGUGCGGUGCUACCCUCCGCAGCUGAUCAAGAGGCACUGGGCAAAGCGAUGAGCAGAUUGGAAAUGAUUGCCGGCGUGGAUAAAGCUGGGGGUUCAAGUGCAGGUUGGGUUGCAGGGACUGGGAAGAAAGAUAUGAAUGCGAAAAAAGAUAAGGCUGAUGGGAAGAUGGAUGGGGGCGAGGGGGAGAAGGUGGUGAAGAAGAAGGUGGUAAAGGUUGCGGCGGAGGAUGUUGGACUUUUGGUGGAUCAGCUUGAUCUGACGAAGGUAAAGGCUACGGAACUCUUAAAGGCACAUGAGGGGGACCCAAUCAAAGCUAUUCGCGCAUACAUCGCGCCUCUCCAAGCAUGA